Vitis riparia (riverbank grape) is the source of this 1902-nucleotide messenger RNA. Its product is annotated as O-acyltransferase WSD1-like. Gene Ontology annotation, biological process: triglyceride biosynthetic process. Gene Ontology annotation, molecular function: diacylglycerol O-acyltransferase activity; long-chain-alcohol O-fatty-acyltransferase activity. The record is from RefSeq and is a predicted model, not a curated record. The transcript has 5 exons. The coding region runs from base 250 to 1668 and encodes 472 amino acids. Gene Ontology annotation, cellular component: plasma membrane. Lineage: Eukaryota; Viridiplantae; Streptophyta; Magnoliopsida; Vitales; Vitaceae.
UCUAAUAACACCUCCCUAUCUUGUGGGAUUCAAUAUUGGCGAUAUCCCAAUGCGAAUUUUCCCUUUUUUUUUUCUUGUUUGUUUCAGUGGAAAGUAAAUUCCUCCACGUAUUUUCCCUGUACAGCACACUUCACCAAUGGCACCUUUGCUUAAAAGGAAAGUAUGUGAAACUAUAUAUAUAUAUAUACACAUGUACACACAUGAAUAACCAGAAGGGGCAUUGUAUCAAGGUAGCGCAAGAGAGCUAAAAUGGAGUACUUGGAGCAAAAAGAAGAAGAAGAUCAGCCAGUAAGCCCUACUGGACAGUACUUCAACAGCUCGGUUUUGCAGAUAUCUAUUUUGAGCAUUUUGGAAUCAGACAUUCCGAUCGAUGACUCGCCUACCUUGUCAUUGCUCAAGGACGUGUUCCUCCCCAUCAACCCUCGUUUCUCCUCACUCAUGGUUGAAGACAAAAAUGGAGUGAAACAUUGGAAGAGGGUAGAAGUGAAGCUUGAAGACCAUGUUAACGUUCCCAUUUUUCCAGACGGGUUAUCACCGGAGUCCUAUGAUGACUAUUUCGAUGACUGUCUAACGAAAAUUGCCAUGAAAGAGUUUCCACAGAGCAGACCUUUAUGGGAAAUUCAUAUUAUAAAGUACCCCACAAGCAAUGCAGCUGGAACUGUGGUAUUCAAGCUUCAUCAUGCAUUGGGGGAUGGCUUCUCUCUUAUGGGGGCUCUUCUUUCUUGUCUGCAAAGAGCUGAUAACCCUAAUCUCCCCAUAACAUUCCCUUCAUUUAAGGUGAGCUCCACCUUGGACCGUGGGAGAAGCAUUAUUAGGGCAGUGCCAAGAGCUCUUUCUGCAGCUUUCAACACCGUAUCAGAUUUUGGAUGGAGUCUUUUGAAGAGUGCAGCGAUGGAAGAUGAUCGAACACCGAUCCGAUCCGGUGAUCCGGGGGUGGAGUUUCGACCCCUCUCCAUAGCAACCAUCUCUUUCUCUCUUGAUAACAUCCAAAAAAUCAAGGCGAAGCUUGGAGUGACAAUAAACGAUGUACUCACUGGAAUAAUCUUCUUUGGCACUCGACUAUACAUGCAAUCAAUGAACCAUGCAUCAAGAAAUGCCAAUUCUACUGCACUGGUGUUGCUCAACACCAGGGUGAUUAGUGGGUACAAAUCGAUAAAGGAGAUGACAGCAUCUGAUAGCAGCUCACAAUGGGGAAACCAGUUCGCCUUCUUACAUGUUACACUACCUGAGUUGGCGGAUGCCAAGUUCACAAGCCCACUUGAUUUUGUGGCAAAAGCUCAACAAACCAUCCAGAGGAAAAGAAACUCUUUAGCUGUUCACCUCACUGGUAGGCUACUAGAGACUUUGCGGAAAUAUAGAGGCCCUGAGGUCACAGCUAGGUACAUCCACAGCACCCUAAAGAACUCAAGCAUGACAAUCUCAAAUAUGAUUGGACCCAUGGAACAAGUGGCUCUAGCUAAUCAUCCAUGUCGGGGAAUGUAUUUCAUAACGCUAGGCUCUCCAGAGAGUAUGACCAUAUCAAUCUUAAGCUACAUGGGAAAGGUUCGAAUCACCGUGGGAACGGAGAAAGGCUUCAUCGAUCCUCGAAAAUUCAAUGCAUGCAUAGAGGAUGCUUUCCAGAGAGUUUUUGAAGCUGCCGUGGGAACUCCUCCCCCUCCAAUGUCAUGAUUCAAGGAUUCUGUGUUCAUGGUUGUCAUAUUUCUUCGUAACAGAAGUUUUUGUGUCGAUUGUUGUGUGGUAGCAUACUCAUUUUUUGGUCAUGAAACAACUAGUCCAUCCACCAUAGUCUUUAAUUAAUAUUGAAGAAGAUUGUUUCCAAGGAUGACCAGUUUGAAACCGUUUGGGAGUUGUUCAAAUGUUCAUGAUAAUUAUGAUAAUGAUAACAAUUGUUUGAGUUGCUUC